This is a messenger RNA of Lingula anatina, 4957 nucleotides long. RefSeq lists its product as uncharacterized. Lineage: Eukaryota; Metazoa; Brachiopoda; Lingulata; Lingulida; Lingulidae. The record is from RefSeq and is a predicted model, not a curated record.
AUGGCUGAGGCCAACACAACGAGUAUGGAGGUCGUCGAGAUGGGGCCAGGAGGGGAGGUACGCUUCAACAACAAAACUGAGUUUGGACAAGUGAUAUUUCACAAUAUUGCACGUUAUUACCCUGCGGAUGCUCACAUCAGCGUCACAUUUGCCAUUACUUCUCAACUGACAGCCACCAAGCAUGAUUGGAUCGGCCUUUUCAAAGUGGGCUGGGUAAAGUCCUCUGAAAACAUAUGCUAUGAGUGGGUCGUCAUCCCUGCUGAUUAUAAAGAACAACAGGAGAUUGAAACAUGUGUACUUUUCCAAGCUCACAACCUGCCAAAAGAUGAUGGUGAGUUCUACCAGUAUUGCUACAUUGCCAAUGGCGGGCAAGUCCGCGGGGCCAGCACACCAUUCCAGUUCCGCAACCCCCGCGCUGACGACUUUGAGGAAGCGGAGGAUGAGGACAUUGACCUGAUUAUUAUUAACAAUAGGGCGCAGCACCUGGAGGAGAGGAUCGCCCAGGUUGAGAUGGAGAAACAGGAACUCUUGAAGAGCAAAGAGGCCCUUGAUGCUGACAGGGAGAGCCUUAUCGAGAAACUAGUGGAGUAUCAGAAGCAAGUGAAGGAGAAACAGGAAUCACUAGACAGCCAACAGAGGUCACUGUGUAAGGUCCAAGAGGAGCUUUCUUCAACACAAGCUGAAGCCAAGGACAUGGCAGCCAAGCAGGAGGAAAGGAUAGAGAAACUGAUGAAAGAGAAAGAGGAGUUGAGUAAAACUUUGGAAUCCAAGGAGGUAGAAAUAACUCGGCUGAUGGAAGAACUUCAGGAAGUGAACCGAGAGAAAGAUGAGUUGUGUGGUAAAGUUAAGACUCUGGAUGAGGAGAAGGAAUUAAACAUUUUCACCAACUCGGAGUCUGCCAUCAAGGCGCACACUCUGGAAAUAGAGAACCUGCAGAAGCAGAACACCAGCCACGAGGGUGACCUCACCCAGUGUAGAGCAGAGGUCUCAGAACUGAAGAUGGCGCUGGACAAGGAGAGGAGAGACAUGGCUCAGCUUAGACAGCUCAGAGACGCAGACCAGGAGCAGUCGGCCGCUUUGGCAGAGAAAUUGAAAAACACUGAGGACAAACUCCAGGCUGCCGCCGCCUGCAAACAGAUGCUGAGUGAAGAAACUGAGACACUGAAAGCUGCUUACAUGGAAAUGUCCAACAAUCUGGAGAAAGCCAAGUCUGAGUCCCACAGCUAUAAGGACAAGCUGGCCAGGGAGGAGAAGCGAUUCAAGGAAGAGCUGGAGACUUCAAGGAGGGAGGUGGAAGAAAGGGAGACUGCCUUGGAGAUGAUUAAGAAGGAGAAGGAAAAGGCUGACACCAAGGCUCAAGACCAAGAUGAACAGAUCCUGGCCCUGAAGGCCCGUCUCCAAUCUGAGGAGGUCCAGAUGCAGAACGAUGCCGCGGGAGCCGCGUUUGCUCUGCAGCCUGUCUUGAAUGACCUGAAGGACAGAUAUAAGAGAUACAAAAACAAAUAUGACCUGGCUCGGAUAGAGAAAGAGAACCUAACAAGACGCCAGGAGCAGUGGAAGCAGCAGGAGCAGGACCUGAGGAGAGAGGUGGACGACCUGAAGGCCAGGCUUAAGAUGGGGGCAGACGAAUACAAGGCACUCCACAUCCAGUACCAGAAAGCAACCAAGAAACUCGCUGCAAAAGAACCAAAAGUGGAGAAGAAGGCACCACUGGUGGAAGAGGUGCUGACGGAGGUCGCACAACAAUUGAAAGCCACAGAGCUGGAUGCUGCCUCACCAUCAGCAGCAGCAGCAGCAGAGACCAGAGCAGACCAAGGUGGGGACUUUGAAGUGGUCACCAGUAUACCAACCAGUAGCUUGUCCAUUGAAGAACUGCAGGCUCAGUUUGAAGAUUUGGGACAAGAAUUGGAAAAGAGGACCAUGAAAAAAAAGAUGUACAAACAGAAAUUCUUGGAUGAGAGAGAGAAAAAUGACUUCCUGCGUAAGCACUAUGAGGAGGAGCUUCAAAAGAAAACGGCACUGAUUUCUGAUUUGAACGGCAAAAUUGAAGCCCUGGAAAAAGAUAGCGCUGGAAAUGAAAAGAAGUUGGCGGAAGUGUGCAAUAAACAAAAACUGGAAAUAACUCGUCUAAGUGGGUUGCUGGCUGCAGAAAGGGGCAACAAGACCGCCAGUUACGCUUUGCCACCAGAUGGCUUGCCCAGCCCAGCAACGCCACCUGUGAUAAUGGAGUACGGAAACCCCUACGCACCCGUUCUCCCUCCAGCCCUUUCGCCAGAGAUAAGGCACCCUGCCAUGGGCAAUCCUUUAUUAGCUGCAGAGAGCACCCUUUUGGACCCGCCCAUGAAACCGGAAAUUCUGCCCUCGGCCAAGAUGGCUGCCGUCAUGGCCGUUCACAAAAAAGAGAGUAGCAGUGAAAAUUCCUCAUCAAGUUCCACAACAGAUGGCGACGACUUUCCUACAGAACAGGACCUGGUGGCGCCCCCUGCUGAGGAGCCCAGCAAGAAGGAUCAAACGGCAGAGGAGGCUGACACACCAGACGGAGAGGAAGAAAAGUUUGAAGAUGCAGUUGGAAUGCCAUUGCCACAGUGCCCCAUGUGCAACAAGCAGUUCCAGGGAGAUGACGCCGAGGUGAAAAUAUCUGAACACAUCGACAGGGAACAUACAGGCCCAGAAUGCCCCAUGUGCCACAAAAGCUUCAGUGUCGGGACAGCCCAGACCGAAUUUGAGAGGCAUGUACAGUCUCAUUUUGACGAACAAGAGUAUGAGUUUGCAUAACUCUUCUUUCUAGGGCAACUAGAUCUUAUCACUUGUCUUUCCAUAAUGGAUUUGGAUUUCUGUCCAUUUAGGAAUAUCUAACACAAACUUCAGUGCUGAUUCUAUUGUUAAAUUCCUUUUUUUCUUCAUUUGUUUGGACUUACAUCAUUUUGUUUUGUAUAUAUGGUGUUAAAAAGUAUGAAUGUUGUUGAUUUAUAUUAUUUUGUUGAUUCACAGUUACCUUCAUUUUCUAAGAGAUGAUGUCAUGAUGAUAUACUGUUCUGUGAAAAAUUGAUAUUUUUGGUUUAAUUGACUUGUUAUUACUGUUAUAUUUGUAUAUGUGUCAACUUGUUUCAUAUUGAUUUGCAGCAUAUUUUAAAUAUUUUAGAUGUAAUUCAUGCUUUUGUGCGUAGACAUGUGGGUUGCUGAUGCAGGCUUUGAUUGUUGUCUUUGUUAUACAGGGAUGAGAUUUUUCCGGCAGAUUUCCAACUUUUUGGGAGCCAAAAUUAUCAUUGGCCCAGGCAGCCCCCUGGAGCCAAUGCUAUUUUCCCGACUUUUCACCAAGUGCAAUUUUCAUCCCUGGUUAUAGGUUUUGGGUUGAAAUUUUCUACUUGUAUAUCAAACAUCAGAUUGGAUUGUAACCCAGAUGUAGUGAAUUCUACAAAUGUCAAACAUCAUUAAUUCCAGUAAUUCAUUUUUUAGGAUGUAUCACUUUUAAUUACUCACAAGAAAGAAACUUUUGACAUGAAUGUUACCUUUUCAGAAAUUUCCAAACUAUCUUUUUCUUGUUACUUACUAACAUUUUUUAGGAAAAAGAAGAAUAUGAUAAGUGAUUGAAGAUAAUUUUGAUUGAAGACAGUGAGCAAAUAAUAAUGAAAGUAUAUUUUCAUUCUAACUUCUUUAAUAAUAAGUUAUUUCACCUAUCCAAAUGUAUUAUAUUCAAGAUAUAUAAGUAUGUAAUAAGGUAUGUAUUACGAUGUGAACCUGCAGUUAACUUUGUCAUCUUUUAUGUGAGACCUCGCUCAGGUUACAUAACACCUCAAUGUCCACGUUUUCACCAUUUCCCUUACAUUUUGUCCAAUUGCUGAGCAGUUUUAUUUCAGCAAUUGUCAACAUUUUAAAUAGAUUCACAAGGAAGAGUCUAUGUACAGAUUUCACUAACCUGAGUCAGCUUGAGCACCAACUAUGGUGUAUAAUGACCUGGAUCAUCUCCAGUAUAUUAGCCUUUACUUGUAUCCAAGAUUUUCUCCUGAAAUAUAUGUUGAUAUUCUUAUCUCUGCUAAGGACCUAUUAGAACAUAAUGGUUUUUUUCCCUAAAAUAAAUGGGUACCUAAGGAUGUGAACAAUAAGCAAAUUUCUCUUCCGGGUUUUAGUGUUUUAUUGUUUUAUAUCACUUAUUGUAAGUAAUGUUAUGAUAGGGAGCAGUACAAACAACUUUCAGAGACAACAGCAUUUUUGAUCUAAUUAUCUUAUGCAGAUAGUAAAAAGGGUCACGGUUCACCCCUGUGCGUAAUGGAUUUUGCCAAUUGAGUAACACAGUUUUGUUCUUUUUGAAUAUCGUAUCUGACGUAUCAGCAGCCACUGAGCUUAAUAGACAUGAAAUUGGUAUUUUGCCUGUACCUUCACAAGCUUUGCUGUCCAGUAAGUAUGAAAUGCUAGUCAGAAUUCUUUACACGUCAAGAAAAGAAGAGACUUUCGAUAAGUUAAAAUUAUUGUUACUGUGACACACAAAUUUCAAUUAAUUCAAACAAUGCAAGAAAAGUAUUUUAGAUGUCAACAUGUUAUGAAGAAAACUCUUGAAAACAUUGUAAAUAUGCAGUAGUUGUCAGAAAAAAAUGGCAGUUUUACCUGAGACUUGUGCAUGGAACUUGUUGCGACUUCAAAGAUUUUGUGAAAGAGUAUUCUGAGUGAUAAGCCUUUAAAAGUAGAGGCUUCUCUGUUGUAUGUUUGUGGAGUGUGAAAGCUUAAAAAAUGGCCGCACAGUAGCAAGUUUUUUUGAUGCGGAAGGGAUUCAUAAAGAAAUGACUGCACUGUAUUAUGAGUUUCAAGUCGUGACAGGUAGUGCUCAUCUCUUCCAAGGAGAUAAUUAUGAACAGUAAUAUCUUAAAUUAAUAACGGUUUCAGAAAGACUAUAAAUUGGUGAUUUUAUUUCAGCGUGACAUGUAUAAUAUAAUUAAGAAAAUAAAUUUUAAAAGUUAUAUUU